GCUAGAAAGCAAGCAAGGCCAGGACAAAUUAACAAGCUAGCUGUUUGAUAUUUGAGAGCACUAGUACUGAAAGUUCAGUGUGAGAAAAUGGAUUCUUGGGUUCGAGUUCUUGUUCUUUUGGGGUGCCUUUUUCCAGCCUUCAUAGAGUGCAGGCUUCGCCACUACAAGUUCAAUGUGGUGAUGAAGAAUUCCACCAAACUGUGUUCGACAAAGCCCAUUGUGACAGUAAAUGGGCAGUUCCCAGGACCCACCCUUUAUGCUAGGGAAGAUGACAAUGUGCUUGUGAAGGUCGUCAACCAUGUCAAAUACAAUGUCACCAUCCACUGGCAUGGUAUUAGGCAACUCCGAACAGGGUGGUCAGAUGGUCCAGCAUAUAUUACUCAAUGUCCAAUCCAGCCAGGGCAAAGUUACGUGUACAAUUUCACCAUAACUGGCCAAAGGGGAACACUUCUCUGGCAUGCACAUAUUCUUUGGCUAAGGGCGACGGUCCAUGGUGCCUUGGUCAUCUUGCCUAAACUUGGUGUGCCAUAUCCCUUCCCGAAACCCCACAAGGAAAUCGUUGUUGUAUUAGCUGAAUGGUGGAAAUCGGAUACUGAAGCUGUGAUCAACCAGGCUCUUAAGGGAGGAUUAGCACCAAACGUCUCGGACGCUCAUACCAUGAACGGCCAUCCAGGGCCAGUUCCCAACUGUUCCUCACAAGGUGGGUUCAAGCUGCCAGUCCAAAAUGGUAAGACCUACUUGCUACGCAUAAUCAACGCUGCGCUCAAUGAGGAGCUUUUCUUCAAGAUUGCUGGGCACCAGCUCACCGUUGUAGAAGUGGAUGCUACCUACGUGAAACCAGUGAAGCUUGACACAAUAGUGAUUGCCCCUGGUCAAACCACUAAUGCUCUUAUAACAGCUAAUCGAAACUCUGGCAAGUACUUGGUUGCUGCUUCUCCAUUCAUGGAUGCGCCCAUCGCCGUCGAUAACCUCACCGCAACAGCCACUUUGCACUACUCAGGCACACUUGCUAGUGCCUCAACAACUCUUACUACUCCACCUCCACAAAACGCCACUGCAGUUGCAAACAAGUUCAUAAAUUCUCUACGAAGCCUUAAUUCGAAAAAAUACCCCGCCAAGGUACCAUUGAAAGUUGAUCGUAAACUUUUCUUCGCCGUGGGGCUAGGAAUCAACCCAUGUCCGACAUGCAAAGCCGGUAAUGGAAGCCGGGUGGUGGCCAGUAUCAACAAUGUCACAUUUGUUAUGCCCACCACUGCCCUGCUUCAAGCACAUUACUUCAACAUUCGUGGGGUGUUCACCACCAAUUUUCCGGGUAACCCGCCACAUCUGUUUAACUAUACUGGCACUCCCCCAUCAAGCUUACAGACCACAAAUGGCACAAAGGUUUAUAGGUUACCUUACAACUCUACAGUUGAACUUGUCAUGCAAGACACUGGUAUCAUUGCCCCUGAGAACCAUCCAGUACAUCUUCAUGGGUUUAAUUUCUUUGCCAUUGGUAGGGGACUUGGGAAUUAUAACCCAAAGACAGAUCCUAAAAAAUUUAACCUGGUUGAUCCUGUUGAGAGGAACACCAUUGGUGUGCCAACUGGUGGAUGGGUAGCAAUCCGAUUUCGUGCAGAUAAUCCAGGAGUUUGGUUCAUGCAUUGUCAUUUGGAAGUGCACACAACAUGGGGGCUUAAGAUGGCAUUCUUGGUGGACAAUGGCAAAGGUCCUAAUCAGUCACUUCUUCCUCCUCCAAGUGAUCUUCCAAAAUGCUAAGCUAUGCACGCUUGAGGAUUAUAACAUUACGAGUAGAGAAAUCUCCAACAAGAAAAAGUUGGAAGAUAAUACAUGAGAGAUAACGGGACGAAGACGAGGAAGAACUACAGUGAUUGUUAAUAAACAAGUUAGAUCAAAGAUUCAAUUGGUUUUAGAGUAAAUGGAAUUUGUUUUUGAGUAUAUGUUUGAAUAAAAUGCUCGAGCAUUUUUGUUGUGGGGAUACAAUAUGCCUUUUAUAUGUGGUAGGAUCGAUAUUGUAAAAUGUACUUUUUUUUUUUUUUGGCAGAGAAGUAAAAUAUAUUGCAGUUUGUA
Messenger RNA from Juglans microcarpa x Juglans regia, 2070 nucleotides. RefSeq names its product laccase-4-like. The transcript has 6 exons. NCBI's taxonomy places the organism in Eukaryota, Viridiplantae, Streptophyta, Magnoliopsida, Fagales, Juglandaceae. Gene Ontology annotation, cellular component: apoplast. Gene Ontology annotation, biological process: lignin catabolic process. Bases 88 to 1758 code for a protein of 556 amino acids. Gene Ontology annotation, molecular function: copper ion binding; hydroquinone:oxygen oxidoreductase activity. The record is from RefSeq and is a predicted model, not a curated record.